ACACUAUAGACUUCCUUUGACCUACUUCUAACUCCUCUUAGAGUAUCAAGAGCCAGCUUAGUUUUUUUGGUUGAAUUCUAUCUAGGAAAUUGGCAGAUGGCUAGCUACAAUGCCGCAAACAUUUUGUGUUGAUUCACUUUGUAUUUUGUGGACGUCACAUGCUUUUUAAUAUUUAUCUUAAGUUAUGUUUUAUGAUUGAGAUAAGAACGUUCAUUGAUUUCAAAUGAGAGAAGCAAAUGGCUGCCCACACUUAAUAAUUUCACUUAUUUUCAAAAUGUGGUUCUGUGUGUUGGUUUUGACUCUAGCCUGUCUCGACUCUACACAGAGUUGCACAGAGGAGGUGCUAAAAAAUGACCCGGAAAGUAGCUGCAACAAAUGUCCAGCGGGCUUUCACAGAGAAGAAAAUACCUCCAAAUGCAGAAAAUGUAUCGGCCAGACAUUCACAGCGAUAGUAAAUGACCUGUCAACUUGUCAUCGCUGUAGAAAAUGUGAUAUAGGAGUAUCUCAAGAGGAGAAGAAAGGUUGUGAGCCCAAGAGUGACAUUGUAUGUGGCUGCAAAGAGGGAUUCUACCCAACGAACCUCAACAAGGACUUGUACUGUGAAUCAUGCUCCAAAUGCAAAAACUGUAGUCUCUGUUCCGUGUGUAAGUCAGACAUUAACAAAGACGAGUUGAAGCGAUGCCAACCAUGCCAAACGAAAGAGUGCACGGCUACUUCAACCCACAAUCUCCCAAAUCCAACACCCAACCCCGCCUUCAUCAAAAAUACAGACACUUAUCAUCUCCACUACACCAUGAUGUAUGUCCUUCUGGUUUUCCUGGUCACCACUCUGUUAAUGGCCAGUCUCCUGGUACUGACUAAGGGAGGAUGGAGGGAACAUGGCUGUUGCGCAAACCCUGAAAAGAAACUCCAGUUGCCUACAAGGGACACCUCAGCCAACGUGGUCAUUUGUUUUGAAAACUCCAUCUCGUGCGACAGAAACACUGCUAACCAAACAACAGUGCUAGGUGCCUGCCCACAUGAAUUAAAUGAUCAGCUUCAUCAUCAGCCAAACUACCCAACUUCACUGACGCUGAACAUUACUGAAGGGAUUCCCAUGAUGACACUCGCUCACAGUGUUGCCAAGACUGAGUUUGACCCCCUUAUCACACCCCUGCUGCCAGACAGAGAGCCCAGAGUCCCUCGCCAGGACACCCAGGAGGAGCACUGGCCCGCGACGGUAUUAUAUGCCAUCAUCAAGGAGGUGCCUCUGCGGCGAUGGAAGGAAUUCCUGCGCGUGCUCUCCCUGACCGACCGGCAGCUGGAGCGUGUUGAGCUGGAGCCAGGCCUGGGCUCUAUUGAGAGGCAGUACCAGAUGCUGCGGCUGUGGAGCCAGGGCCCGACUGCAAGUCUGGAGGACAUAUACUCAGCCCUGCUCUACAUGGACCUGGCUGGCUGUGCCUACCAGCUGCAGGGUUGUCUGGAGCAGCUGCAGUGGAGAGCCACAACCAAUGACAUCACCACAGUUUCAUAGGACAACUGAGUAGGGAUGGACAUGAGUAUUCGAACAGACGUCAAAAAUCGGUCUUAACCAGAGAUCACAUUGUUUUCAAAUACUGUGUUGCAACAAAGCGCUAGGUCGCUCUCCAUGCUCACUCUCUCUUGUCAAUGUUUAUGAGUUCCCCACAAUGUAUCAAAAGUAUCACCAGUACUAAAAUGUAGGCUACCGUUAUUCAUUGCCACUUCCCCAUUAAUCUAGAAUGUUUGGUUAUGGUCUUUUCUGUUUAUUCAAUAUAUUAAUACUGCAUACCGUUCUCAUUCUGGUAGUGUACACGUUUGGAGAGCUCACAAACUGUGCUGUGAUAACGAAGUUGUGGUUUAUUUAAUUAUACAAAAAUAUAAAUGCAACAUGCCUCAGGAUCUCGUCACGGUAUCUCUGUGCAUUCAAAUUGUGCACAAAGUGAGCAUUUGCCCACUGAAGUCGGUUACAACCCUCGUGCGGACGACGAGCAUGAGAACAUGAGGUUCUCUGAGAUGGUUUCUGACCAUUUAUGCAGAAAUUCUUUGGUUGCGGAAACCCACAGUUUCAUCAGCUCCCUGGGGGGCUGGUCUCAGACUAUCCCGCAGGUAAAGAAGCCAGAUUGGAGGGGCUGGUGUGGUUACACGUGGUCUGUGGUAGUUAGGCCGGUUGGAGGUUCUGCCAAAUUCUCUAUAACGACGUUGGAGGAGGUUUAUAGUAGAUAAAUAACAUUCAAAUUCUCUGGCAACAGUCAGAAGGCCAAUUGCAUGCUCCCUCAAAACUUGAGACAUCUGUGGAAUUGUGUUGUGUGACAAAACUGCCCAUUUUAGAGUGGCCUUUUAAUGUCCCCAACACAAGGAGCACUCGUGUAAUGAUCAAGCUGUUCAAUCAGCUUCUUGUGUUUAACUUGGCAAAGGAGAAACGCUUAUUAACAGGGAUGUAAACAAAUUUGUGCACACAAUUUGAGAGCAAUAAGCUUUUUGUGCAUAUGGAACAUUUCUUGGAUCUUUUAAUUCAGCUCAUGAAACAUGGGACGAACAUCUGUUGCGUUUAUAUUUUGUUCAGUAUAUUUACCCGUUUUAUGUCAAUUGUGUCAUUGUCCUUUAUUUGGAGCAUAUGUCUGGUCUCUCAGUCUUGUCACGAUUGUGUGAAAGUGCAUAUGCUUGAGUCAAUCGCCAAACAUUUCUGUAAAAAAAAACAUUGAUGAAGCCAUGUGUGCCUAUUUUUUUUAAAUUUGUCUCGGGAUGUCUGCAGUUCGUAGGCAUAAAAGAAAACUACAGCAAAAUUGAUACUGUGAGAUUUCUGUGUAAAGACAAAUACAGCACAGAGCUUCUGUUUUAAUGAGUGAGUUCACUUUUAUAAGCCAUAAAAUGCGGCGCUUUUACUAUUUCCACUCAGCGCUACAACAAGCACUGCGGCAGUAAUGAAUGAGUAGGAAAGUGUAUCUAAAGGCUUGCGUUGUUGUUGUUAUUAGCGACUUGGGUCUUCUGUUCAUAGGAGUAACAGCAUGCAUUUGUGCAUGUGGCAGAAAUAAUGCAGUGCAAACUCGAGUGUCUCCAACAACUGGAAAAUGGUGUGCCUUUGGUCAGUGUCAGUGGAGGAAAGGGAGAGCGGCGGGAUGUUGAGAGGCUGACUCAGUUUGCUGCUCUCUCCUUCCAUCAGAUACAGGCAUCAUCAGCCCAGUAAAAUAAAAAGCACAUUAUUUAAAUGUACGAUCACUCAGCUGUGCCUCACAAGUAAUACAACAACAGAAACUAUUACAAGUGUGAUCAUAUAUCGAACACAAUCUCAUACUCAAUUUGUGGAAAUAUGUACAAAAAGUAUUUCAACAGAUUUUGUGUGUUUAUGUGUGGCUUAAUUCCUGUGAAAAUACACACAAGUUAUUGGAGCAAUGCAUUUUGGGCAAUGGACUGACUUUUUUUUAACGUCGUACAUGUAUUUAUAUAAAAACAAACGUGUUAACCCAAUAUUGUUAAUCAACCAAGUUAUCACCGAAAUACUUCUUUUGCACAAUUCUUUGGGAUACUGAUGCUAUGUCAGAUUUUAUGAUGGUUGCCAGAUUGGAGUAAAACUCUGUUUUUGUCUUUUUUUGUGGUAUCUUCAUAGAUGUUCGAUCAAGUUCAAGUCUGGGCUCUGGCUGGGCCACUCAAGGACAAGCCAUUUCUGUGUUGUCUUUGCUGUGUGCUUAGGGUUGUUGUCCUGUUGGAAGGUCAACCUUCGCCCCAGUCUGAGGCCCUGAGCGCUCUGGAGCAGGUUUUUAAUCAAGGAUCACUCUGUACUUUGCUCUGUUCAUCUCACCCUCAAGCCUGACUAGUCUCCCUGUCCCUGCCACUCAAAAACAUCCCCACAGCAUGAUGCUGCCACCACCAUUCUUCACCGUAGCGAUGGUGCCAGGUUUCCUCCAGAACAGGCAGUUAACCCACUGUUCCUAGGCCGUCAUUGAAAAUAAGAAUUUGUUCUUAACUGACUUGCCUAGUUAACUAAAGGUAAAAAUAAUAAUAAUAAUAAUAAAAAAGUGACACUUGCAUUCAGGCCAAAGAGUUCAAUCUUGGUUCCAUCAAAUCAGAGAAUCUUGUUUCUCAUGAUCUGAGAGUCCUUUAGGUGCCUUUUGACAAACUCCAAGUGGGCUGUUAUAUGCCUUUUAUUGAAGAGUGGGUUCUGUCUGGCCACUCUACCAGAAAGGCCUGAUAGGUGGAAUGCUGCAGAGAUGGUUGUCCUUCUGGAUGGUUCGCCCAUCUCCACAGAGGAACUCUGGAACUCUGUGGAGUGACCAUCAGGUUCUUGUUCACCUCCCUGACCAAGGCCCUUCUCUCCUGAUUGCUCAGUUUGGCCGAGCGGCCAGCUCUAGGAAGAGUCUUGGCGGUUCCAAACUUCUUCCAUUUUAAGAAUGAUGGAGGCCACUGUGUUUUUGGGGACCUUCAAUGCUGCAGAAAUAUUUUGAUACCCUUCCCCAGAUCUGCAACCAAACACAAUCAUGUCUCAGGGCUCUUACAGACAAUUCCUUCAACCCCAUGGCUUGGUUUUUGGUCUGACAUGCACUGUCAACUGUGGGACCUUAUUUUGUAUUUUUUAUUUAACCUUUAUAUAACUAGGCAAGUCAGUUAAGAACAAAUUCUUAUUUUACAAUGAUGACUUAUACACACCUUAUAUAGACAGGUUUGUGCCUUUCCAAAUCAUGUCAAAAUCAAUUGAAUUUACCACAGGUGGACUCCAAUCAAGUUGUAGAAACAUCUCAAGGAUGAUCAAUAGAAACAGGAUGAACCUCAACUCAAUUUCGAGUCUCUAAGCAAAGGGUCUGAAAACUUAUGUCAAUAAGGUAUUUCAUUUUUUAUUUUUUUUCAUACAUUUGCAAACAUUUUUAAAAAAUCUGUUUUUGCUUUGUCAUUAUGGGGUAUUGUGUGUAGAUUGAUGAGAAAAACAACAACAUUUUAAUCAAUUUCAGAAAAAGGCUGUAACGUAACAAAAUGUGGAAAACGUCAAAGGGUCUGAAUACUUUCCGAAUGCACUGUAAAUAAAUGUGGAACACAAAAGUUAGUUUAGAACAUCAUUGCCCAUCAUGCAUUGCUCUAAUAACUUUCAAAAGAUGAAUCCGAAGUUUAUUCCGAAAUACAAAAAUGUAUUUUGUGAAGUUGCACAAUUUUUUGCUAUUUUCCUACGAAUUGAGUGGCACAAAAAUGUGUCUUUUCAAACAAAUUAAGAAACACAAAAAUGCAGAACAACACACAAAAUAUGCUGAAGUACUUUUUGUAGGUUGAAUGAUAGAACAGCUAUUUCCAUGUUAAAAUGUUAUGGGAUGCAUUUUCUUCAUUGUUUUUGGUGGUAUGCCACAUUAGGCCCACAUUAUGAUCAAAUAGCCACAGU
This is a messenger RNA of Oncorhynchus keta (chum salmon), 5359 nucleotides long. RefSeq names its product tumor necrosis factor receptor superfamily member 1A-like. The coding region runs from base 224 to 1513 and encodes 429 amino acids. The record is from RefSeq and is a predicted model, not a curated record. The transcript has 11 exons. NCBI's taxonomy places the organism in Eukaryota, Metazoa, Chordata, Actinopteri, Salmoniformes, Salmonidae. Gene Ontology annotation, biological process: signal transduction. Gene Ontology annotation, molecular function: protein binding. Gene Ontology annotation, cellular component: plasma membrane.